GGAUUUCACAGUUGAUCUUCUACCAUAAUCUUCAACAUCUAAGAUACAACAUCUCACACAAAAAAAAACAUCUAAAAUACAAUGGAGAAAAUUUCAAUGAAGUUUGCUUUCGUUUUCUUUUUAUCACUUACAUUCGUGAUGAGCAUCAGAACGAUUGAGGCAAGUCGUUUACUACCUAAAGAAACUUCUCAAACUGUAUUACACCAUGAUGUUUUGCCACAGGUUGUGAAGCACCAAAAUGUUCACUGCAAGAAAGGGUGUUAUGUGCAGUGUGUUCCCAAUCCAUUUGCUGUUGAAUGUUUUUGUGUAUGCUAAUUUCGAUUUCAUCACGUUUAAUCCAAUAAAAUUUAUAUAUCCAAUUACUAAAUUUUUAUAUUAAUUAUAAAACUUAUUAUAUACAUUUCAUAUGUGCAUUGACCAUUACAUAUGCUAAUAUUAUGGAGA
Molecule: messenger RNA, 444 nt
Organism: Thlaspi arvense
Lineage: Eukaryota; Viridiplantae; Streptophyta; Magnoliopsida; Brassicales; Brassicaceae
Source: the annotation of a GenBank genome assembly